This is a messenger RNA of Stegastes partitus (bicolor damselfish), 1098 nucleotides long. It is a transcript of the gene pold4, whose product is annotated as DNA polymerase delta 4, accessory subunit. Gene Ontology annotation, biological process: DNA-templated DNA replication; DNA synthesis involved in DNA repair. NCBI's taxonomy places the organism in Eukaryota, Metazoa, Chordata, Actinopteri, Pomacentridae. The record is from RefSeq and is a predicted model, not a curated record. Gene Ontology annotation, molecular function: DNA-directed DNA polymerase activity. Gene Ontology annotation, cellular component: delta DNA polymerase complex. The transcript is spliced from 5 exons. The coding region runs from base 94 to 423 and encodes 109 amino acids.
CAUCAUCGACUUGGGACAGCUAAGUAUCCCAUGAUGCAUUUCCAGCCGACCAUCAACAAAGACUGAGGAGAAAACUUUUAAAGAUUGAUCAUCAUGACAGCCAAGCGUGGAUUAAUAACGGAUUCAUUCAAGGUGGUGAAGAAAGCACGGAGAGGGGGGAAGCAAGACAAGAGGCCGACUCCUCCACCUCCACAGAAGGCAGAGGCUGAAAUUGAAACUGCCCGAGAGGAGGAGUUGCAGAAGCUCCGACAGUUUGACCUGGACUGCAGAUUUGGGCCCUGCACAGGUAUCAGCAGGCUGGAGAGGUGGGAGAGAGCAAAGCUUCAUGACCUUAAACCACCUGAGGAGAUCAGAGACCUGCUGCUGCAAACAUCCGAUGACCCUGAAUAUAGCCAGAGCCUCUGGAGUGAAUAUCCUGUCUGAGGAAGACAAAAGAAAGAAGACAAGAUACAAACUCCAACAAAAGUCAAGUUUUAUAUACAAACCUUUUUUUAUGAUAAAGCCACUUGAAGAAAACAAAAAAAAACAACAACAACAACAACAAUUUUUGAGAUGUUUAUUUCAUGUCAUGUCAAAUUAAUUUGAUUGAAUUUGUUAUAUUUGAUGUGUUUUGGUAUUUUAGAAAAAUCUGACAUUUGCAAAUUUGUCUGUUAGAUUGAAUUCAAAGUAUUUUCAAUAUGACUUGCUGUUUUACUAAUGAAUCCAGAAUGAUAGAAACACGUGGAUAUUGGCAUCAAUAUCACAAAUCUACCAAACAAAUCAACUGUUAUUAGAAAAAGUAUUUUCAGCAGAUGCAUUUGGCAGCCAACUUAAAAAAUGACUGGCAGCUUCAAUUUUUUUUUGCCAAUCAGACACACUUAUUAUGUAUCCUACUGUGUCAAAUUUGGUGCUUGUAUCACCAUUUAACUGAUUUUUCUCAAACCUGUUCAACUGUUUUGAAAUUUAAUUGAUACCAGUAGACUUGUGUAAUUUUAUUUCUUUUUAAUUUUUAUUUGGAAUUCAAUACAACUGAACAACCUUUUUUUAAAAAUUUGGAUGUUACUUUAGGGUUAUGGAGAAAUUUCAUAAUGUUAUUAAAAAGUUUUACACUGACACAUA